UUGACGGUAUCUGGGGCCGCCGAUCCAAAGCGGCCAUGCCAAGAACUGCCGGUUCGGUUUAGUUAGUAUACCAGAACGCGCCAAACAGCGCCGGGUGUGCGCGAUAUCGUCUGUCCAAACCUCGGCAUUCGAUAUUCGAACGCGGCACCAAUAAAAAACUUAGUAAAUGCGAAUCUAUGAAAAUUAAAAAUAUAUUUUUAUUGUCAUUGAACUACGCAAUUUAUUUGUACAAAUAAUACUAAAUAAUAAAUAGUGGUGUUUUGUGCUGCUUUUCGAUUUCUCAUUUCAUCGGAGCGCCGGAGUUUCGUUUUCGAGACUGUGUUUUGUUUGUUGUGGACAAAAUUAGACGCUGUUGAAAAGGAAGACAAAUCUCGCCAAAAUGGAUUUGGAGUUCCGCAACUUAAAGUACACUGUAAACAGUGUUAUACCAAAAGGCAAACGAAAAGAAGUUAUAAAAGGCGUAGACGGAAAAUUUUCAUCUGGACAGCUUGUAGCAAUCAUGGGUCCUUCCGGUGCCGGCAAGAGUUCGCUUCUCAAUGUUAUAUCUGGAUACAGGUCCGCAGGCGUUACAGGUGCUCUUUUGGUGAAUGGUCUGCCAAGAAAUGAGCAUCAAUUUCAGAGGUAUUCAUGUUACAUCACUCAAGAGGAUUUGCUCCAACCCCUACUAACUGUUCGCGAAGCAAUGGACGUUGCUGCCAAGUUGAAAAUAUCUAAAGGCGGAAAAGUCCAUUCGGAAGAAAUACUUCAGGAGCUGGGUCUGUUGGAGCAUCAACAUACAAAGACUGAUCGAUUGUCUGGUGGUCAGAAAAAGAGGUUAUCAAUUGCCCUAGAGAUGGUCAACAAUCCACCAGUAUUUUUCCUGGACGAGCCAACUAGCGGUCUGGACACAGUAACCACAGUGCAGUGUGUCAAAUUGCUAAAACAAUUGGCGCGGCAAGGAAGAACUGUUGUGUGUACAAUACAUCAGCCAGCGGCGUCGUUACUAGAACUGUUCGAUCAGGUAUACGUGAUAGCGGAUGGACGAUGUAUAUAUCAGGGCGACACUGCAGCUAUGGUACCAUACUUACAAAGCGUGGGAAUGCCUUGUCCAAGACACCACAACCCAGCUGAUUACAUUAUAGAACUAACAGAAAACCCAGAGUGCAUAGAUAUGUUAUCCCAAGAAAUGAUGAACGGAAAAUUAUACAAGUCUGCUAAACUAGAAGUGUCACCAAAUGAGCCACCCAGCACGAUAGAAUUGAAAGUAUGCUAUCAAUCAGAAGAUGAAUUGGCCGAGACAGAGAUAAUGCUGACAAAUGAGAAAUGCACAUACAAAGUACCAGGUUAUGAAGGCAAUGGGUCUGUCAGUUCAUCAUCAAGUCAAAUCUCGCAAAUGAACUCAUCGAUGGCUUGGAUGAAGGUACAAGAAACAAACAGCUCUGGAGGCUACGCAACUACGUACUGUGAACAGUUUUCAAUACUACUUUGUAGGAUGAUGAUACAAAUCUUUAGAAAUAAGCAAGGUUUAUGGAUCCAAUUGAUACAUCACGUAAUGUGCGGGGUGCUCAUAGGAAUAUGCUUCUUUAACAUGGCAAACGACGGCACACAGAUGUUCAAUCACUUAAAACUGUGUGUAGGACUCGUUAUAUUCUUCGCAUAUACACAAAUCAUGGUUCCAGUGCUUGUCUAUCCACAGGAAGUAAAACUCGUGAAGAAGGAACAUUUCAACCGCUGGUACAGCCUUACGCCGUACUACGCUGCUUUGACAAUCUCUAAAUUGCCUGUUCAAGUGUCAUUAAAUGUGAUCUUCUGUACCAUUGUAUACUUCAUGACUGGAGUGCCUUUCACUAUUUCGAGGUUCAUAGCUUUCUGCCUCGUCGGUAAUGUAGUGUCAUUGGUUGCUGAAGGCAUGGGAUUAGCUGUCGGUUCUGUUUUUAAUGUUCGAAAUGGCUGCGCUAUCGGUCCAUCAUCCAUCGCACCGUUCCUCGGUCUUGCCAUUUAUGGGUUCGAUUUCGCCCACCGCAUCCCGCUCAUGAUGAAUAUCUUAAUGAAGACAUCUUUUAUCCGUUGCGGUGUAGUCGCCAUGGUGCUUACCAUAUUCGGCUUCAACAGAGAACCAUUAGAUUGCAAAGACGUGUACUGCCACUUCGCAAAGCCAGAUGUUCUAAUAGAGUACCUCGACUUAGAAAGAACGUCAGUCUGGCUUGAAAUAAUAACAAUGUUAGGUAUCAUGUUUGUCUUUAGGUCGCUGUGUUUUAUCGGUCUUCGAUGGAGGUUCGCGACAUGAUGAUGCAAGCUUAUUUUAUCCGAUAGUUGAAAUAUAGGACGUAACUGCAGCUCAUUGACACAUCGAAGAAACUAAUCCUUGUGGAGAAUACUACGUGGCUGGUUUGUGUUCUAAAUGUAAUUCUAAGCAAAAUUCAUUGCCAAAACUUGUAGUCUGGUGUAACUUAACUAAUUUGCGUUAAUUUGAAUAAAUCAUAUAGGUACAAUACAUAUUAUAAUGACAAACUUAGGAUACAUUACUGUAGUGUACAGUUAUACUAAUAGAUAUAGAUGAGAGUUUGUAAAGAAUGUAUGAAAUUUGUUAAAAACAUCCUAGAAUUACAUAUGGAAGA
Molecule: messenger RNA, 2597 nt
Organism: Achroia grisella
Lineage: Eukaryota; Metazoa; Arthropoda; Insecta; Lepidoptera; Pyralidae
Product: ATP-binding cassette sub-family G member 1
Exons: 10
Coding region: 380-2266 (628 amino acids)
Cellular component (GO): plasma membrane
Molecular function (GO): ATP hydrolysis activity; ABC-type transporter activity; ATP binding
Source: RefSeq, a predicted model, not a curated record